CCGCAAUAUUGGCAUUGGGGCCCCUGUAAAAUUUUCAAAGGAUCUUAUCAAUCAGUGAAAAAAAUAAUAAUAAACAAAUCCUUUUAAUUUUAUAAUAAUUUCCCUUUACAGAAAUUAAAAAUUUACUUUGGAAUUCAAUUCAAUAAUAAUAAUAUGAAUGAAAACGAUAUUUUAAGAGCCCUAGAAAAUUUAUUUAAAGAAUUCCACGAUCCCUACUCGUCCAAUGCCAGAAAACAGGAAAUUGAAGUACAACUGACCCAUAUCAAGGCUGAGCCCAACUUUGGUAGUUUUUGCGUUUAUUUUAUCGAACAAGGCCCCAUUGCAAGCGAUUUUGUGAUACAUUUUAUCCUACAAACAUUAGAGACAUUAAUAAACCUACAAUGGUCCAAUACAGACGGACAUUUAAAGCAAAACAUAAAAUCCAUAUUGGAAAUGAACCUAAAGUCUCAUUUGUCGCCCCAUUUGCGCAACAAAUAUGCCAAGCUUCUAGUGGAAAUUGCGAAAAUCGAUUGGCCGGAUCAAUAUCCCAACUUCUUUGACAUUGUUUUGCAAAUGUUAAAGUCUUCUAAUCAACUAACAGGCUUGAUCCUAUUGAAAACGCUUUGCGAAGAAUUCAUGGGCCGCAAUGCCACUUAUGAAAGUUUGAACCGUAAAGAGAAAAUCAAGGAGUUGCUUUAUAAUUACAUUCCAAUAGUUUUUGAUUCGUUACAUGCCAUUUUGCGUAAUGUGGAAUUUACUCAGAAAGCUUUGAGCAAAGAAGCCCUAAACACCAUCCAAAUAAUAUUCGUUUGGUUGCCUAUUAAAAAUAUACCUGGGGAAUUAAUCGGAACAAUAUGUAAUUUAAUGUAUUCACAGCACGAAGAAUUACGUUUAGAAGUCAUCAACACAAUAAAUGUAAUAUUUUACAGGAAAUGUUGCCUUAAAGGAACCGAGACUUGUUUCAAUCACAUUUACAAUCAUGUUGUUGAAUGGCUUAGGAAUCUAGUUAGCAAAAUUGAUAAUUCAAACGAAUUUUUUGUUGAAAAACUCUGUGAACUAUUACGAUUAUUAAUCGAACAACAUUUUUGGCGUUUCGAAUUGGACCCUGCCUUUAGCUCCUUGGAUUUUCUAUCAAAGUUUUUCACUUACACAAUGUAUUUGUCAAGUGUCGAAUGUUUUCAACAUUGUUUAGGCGUUUGGGCAGUUUUUUUCAAGCAAAUCAAGCCAAAUAAUACAGAAAAAUAUUUGGAUUUGUUUUCAAGUCUAGGAAGUUCAUUAAUAAACAAAAUACAGUUUAGUUAUAAUUAUCAACAGCUAAUGGGAAUUGAUAUGGUUAAUGUGGAUCAAGAUAACAAAUCAGAAUGGCAAUACUUUUUAGGCUUUACAGUGGAAAUUAUUUCAAAAGUUGCCCAAUUUGCCCCUUUACAAACAAUAAAUCUAAUUUUAGGCUCAUGGAAUUUAUACAACAUGGAAUACAACAAAUGCGAAAUUUACAACAACUCCGAGACUGAACAUUUAGUUUAUAUUCUUAGAGAUUUUGCCACGUUGACGUUUACUUUGGCCAGUUUGGCGCACCAUUUUUAUCUUAGUGAAAAUGAAGUAUUACAUAAAACUGCCACCCCAAUAAUCUACAGCCUUAUCGAGGACACAGUGAAAAGUGCCUCAAACUAUCGCAAAAUCAAAUUGCAAAUACUUAGAAUUAAUAAUCAUCAAUUGACUCUUAGUUUUAUAGAUGUUGAAAGUGAACUUUUGUCUUCGCUUAAAACUUGGCUGUGCUGGAUGGAGACUAGAAAUCAGCAGUGCUAUAAUGGGGACAUAUUUUUAAGUCUCGUGUUGCCUUUUUUAAAAGAAGGGGAUCAAAUGUCUGUCAAAAUAACGUCAGCGGCGGCUCAGUUGUUUUUGGAAUUGGCCAAACGACCAAAUAAUUCUUGCUCUUUGCAGAAUAAUGUAGUUGUAGAAUUUGUCCAGCAGGUCCCCGAAAUAAAAUACUAUACAUCGGACAUAACGAAUACAGUCAACAGUGCCAUUUGCGAAAUUCUUCUCAAAAAUCUCAAAUCUGUAAACGAGGAAACUUUGCAGCGCCAUAAGUUGUUGAUAAAACUGUUUUUCGACGAGUUAACAAGAGAUUUCCGAAAUUUAAAUCAUUCUAGUCCAGAAGACACAGUCAGAGCUGUUGUUACCAAUACUUUGCCUGCUUUAUCCCUCAUAAUCAAGUAUUGUAGAAGUUUUAAUGUGGGAGCUAAAAAGGAACUAAUUAAUGCCAUAAAGCCUACCUUAGAUCAAGCCUUAGUAUUAUUUCCAAUUUAUGUAAAAUACAUUGACGUCUAUGUAAUAUUUUCCAAAUUCUUUAUGUCUGUACUUAAAAACGUACAAUCUCAAAUAGGAUUGAAUUAUACCAAACAAGCUAUGCAGGUGUUUUUUCAAGUUGCUGUCAGCGAACAACAAUCUCAAAGCCUUUUAGGUAUUCAACAAUUACUAAACAUCUUUUGUGCCGUAAUCAAAGAGUUAACAGACAAAACCCUUUUGCCUGACAUAUUAAAAGUUUGCAUAGAAGUUAUUUAUCCCUUUAUUUCACCACAAGCCAAUGAAAAUCCAGACAUUUAUUCGAGAUUUUUAAAGCUACUUUACAGGAUUCUUAAUUUCCAUUGGCGUCACUUUUAUAAUUCUCAAGUUUUAAUGGGCCAUUCGGCCGGUUGUACGGAUAAUGAAAUAGUUCCGGAUUCGCCUAAAAGGCCCGAGCUAUUUUUGGCUGUGCUAAAAGUAUUUGGUGAAGCCUUAUUGAUGGACGAUAUCCAUAUUUUCCAACAAAGCCUGAAGGUUUUGCAAGAGUUAAACAGCACCAAAAAGCUCUAUUAUAAGGCCUUAUUUCGAUCUCAUCUCUUGUCUGAUUUAUUGCACGUAUUGCUAAAUACAUUAUUGCAAAAGAGACAUGAAAUAUCAAAUGAUGAUAUCAUAUUUGCCAUUUAUAGCAUGGCAGAAGUUGAUUUUAAGGUUUUCUUCUUUACAUUCCUUCCUCAGUACAUUCAGAAUUUGGACGACAUUAAUGCUUGUAAUUAUCAAGCCUUGAUGGCACAUUUCGAUGUUAAUAACGAUCAGGAUUUACCAAGUUUUAUGCGAGAUUUGCAAAAUUUCGCCGUAGAUUUUCAUCACCUCCGAAAGUGCAAUACUUGACUUAUUUUUUAAGUGAUUUUUGUAUAAUUAUUAUAAGUAAUUGUUUGUAUGUGAUGGCUCAAAUUUCGUGUACCGUUUUUUAUAUUUAAACAAAAUAAUAUAUGUAAUUGUAAAAAAAUUAAUUGUUAAAAAGUUUUUAUUGUGACGUCAUU
This is a messenger RNA of Ceutorhynchus assimilis (cabbage seed weevil), 3302 nucleotides long. The record is from the annotation of a GenBank genome assembly. Lineage: Eukaryota; Metazoa; Arthropoda; Insecta; Coleoptera; Curculionidae.